UGGGUCAGUCUGCCGGAGUAGCUUGUCGUGUUCGCAUCGGUUUUUCUGAGGUCCGAGCUAGCAGAAAAUUUCCAGACGCAAUCUUUUUCGUAUUUGAUUUACCUCCCCAGCGUGUAUUUGCCAAGAAUGAUAAACAGCAAGAUAAGAGAGGACAAGUUGGAAACGCUUGUUUCGCGAAGUGCUGUGCCGAUCAUCGAUCUCGCCCAUUGCGGCAAGUCCCUUGUCAAUCGGGUGGGCCAGCAACUUCAUAAGGCAUUCACCGAAAAGGGAAUUGCUUUCCUGGUUAACCAUGGGAUAGCUGAAGACAAGAUCAAAGCUGUGUGGGACCAAUUCGACAACUUCUUGGAUUUACCAGCAGAGGUUCAGGACCGCUACAGGCGAAGAGAUGGGGUUAAUUACGGAUAUGUCAGUCCGGGGAUGGAGCGAUUCGAUGGAAGCACCCCAGAGCUCCGACACGCCUACAAUAUUUGCAAGCUGGAUGAGCAGAAUAUUCCAAGGGAUCCAUUGCCAGAAUUCGCAGAAGACAUCACGACCUUGUGCGGGGACUUGAAAGCCAUGUCUUCGUUUAUACUGAAGGCCAUGGAGGUGGCCCUGGAGAUUCCCCCGUCCUUCUUCACCGACAAUCACUCCCAAAUGUUGGAGGGGGAUGAGGUCAACAUCAGCACCCUAAGGAUGCUCUACUACCCGGCGAUUGUGGACGACGAACCCGGUCAGAGUGAGGGAGCCAUUCGAUGUGGUGCCCACGUGGACUACGGAACCUUUACCCUUCUUGCCCAGGAUUCUGAGGGAGGACUGGAGGUGCAACUACCGGGCAGUGAGAAAUGGGAACGAGUGGGCCAUCUACCUGGAGCCAUACUCAUAAAUGGCGGGGAACUCCUGUCCAUUUGGACGAAGAAGCGUUACCACGCAUUGCCUCAUCGCGUUGUUAUACCUGAACAAGAUCAUAUUCGAACCCGCGGCAGACAUUCGAUUGCCUAUUUUUGCCAUCCCAAUAACUCGACUAAGAUAUCCCCGAAUGAUGUCUCGGGUGAGGACGACCAACAGAGUGAAGACAAAGUAUACACCGCCUAUGAACUGAUACAGAAAAAGUUUAAUGACACCUACGGUCAGCGAUCUCAAUAAAUCAACGAAUCUGGGGCAAGCACUUAUUACAGCUCUAUCCUCAUGAAAGUCAUUAGCAAUUGUAACUAAAUUGUACUUUUUUAAUAAAGCAGAAAUACAAUUUAUUUUGUUUAAA
This is a messenger RNA of Drosophila takahashii, 1237 nucleotides long. RefSeq lists its product as uncharacterized. Lineage: Eukaryota; Metazoa; Arthropoda; Insecta; Diptera; Drosophilidae. Gene Ontology annotation, molecular function: 2-oxoglutarate-dependent dioxygenase activity. The record is from RefSeq and is a predicted model, not a curated record.